AGGGUGAGGGAUGUACGUUGCUCGCUUGGCGAAGGCGGCUUUUAGUGGCAGCAUGAAGCGCACCCCGACCGCCGAGGAACGAGAGCGCGAAGCUAAGAAACUGAGGCUUCUUGAAGAGCUUGAAGACACUUGGCUUCCUUAUCUAACUCCCAAAGAUGAUGAAUUCUAUCAGCAGUGGCAGCUGAAAUAUCCUAAACUAAUUCUCCGAGAAGCUGGCAGUGUAUCCGAGGAGCUCCAUAAAGAGGUUCAAGAAGCCUUUCUCACACUGCACAAGCAUGGCUGCCUAUUUCGGGACCUGGUUAGGAUCCAAGGCAAAGAUCUGCUCACUCCGGUAUCUCGCAUCCUCAUUGGUAAUCCGGGCUGCACCUACAAGUACCUGAACACCAGGCUCUUUACAGUCCCUUGGCCGGUGAAAGGGUCUAAUAUAAAACACACCGAGGCUGAAAUAGCCACUGCUUGUGAGACCUUCCUCAAGCUCAAUGACUACCUGCAGAUAGAAACCAUCCAGGCUUUGGAAGAACUCGCUACCAAAGAGAAAGCUAAUGAAGAUGCCGUGCCAUUGUGUAUGUCUGCGGAUUUCCCCAGGGUUGGGAUGGGCUCAUCCUACGAUGGACAAGACGAAGUGGACCUUAAGAGCAGAGCAGCAUACAACGUAACUUUGCUGAAUUUCAUGGAUCCUCAGAAAAUGCCAUACCUGAAAGAGGAACCUUAUUUUGGCAUGGGGAAAAUGGCAGUGAGCUGGCAUCAUGAUGAAAAUCUGGUGGACAGGUCAGCGGUGGCAGUGUACAGUUACAGCUGUGAAGGCCCAGAAGUGGAAAGUGAUGAUGACUCUAAUCUCGAAGGCAGAGAUCCUGAUACUUGGCAUGUUGGUUUUAAGAUCUCAUGGGACAUAGAGACCCCUGGUUUGGCGAUACCCCUUCACCAAGGAGACUGCUAUUUCAUGCUUGAUGAUCUCAAUGCCACCCACCAACACUGUGUUUUGGCUGGUUCGCAACCUCGAUUUAGUUCAACCCACCGAGUGGCAGAGUGCUCAACAGGAACCUUGGAUUAUAUUUUACAACGCUGUCAGUUGGCACUGCAGAAUGUCCGUGACGAUGUGGCCAAUGGUGAUGUCUGUUUGAAAUCCUUUGAGCCUGCAGUUUUGAAACAAGGAGAAGAAAUUCACAAUGAGGUUGAGUUUGAGUGGCUGAGACAGUUUUGGUUUCAAGGCAAUCGGUACAAAAAGUGCACUGAUUGGUGGUGUCAACCCAUGGCUCAACUGGAGGAAAUGUGGAAGAAGAUGGAGGGUGUGACAAAUGCUGUGCUUCAUGAAGUUAAAAGAGAGGGGCUCCCCGUGGAACAAAGGAAUGAAAUCUUGACCGCCAUCCUUGCCUCGCUCACUGCGCGCCAGAACCUGAGGAGGGAAUGGCAUGCCAGGUGCCAGUCGCGAAUUGCCCGAACUUUACCUGCUGAUCAGAAGCCAGAAUGUCGGCCAUACUGGGAAAAGGAUGACGCUUCGAUGCAUCUGCCAUUCGAUCUCACAGACAUCGUUUCAGAGCUCAGAGGUCAGCUUCUGGAAGGAAGACCCUAGAAGGAGCACCAGUCUCAGGCAGAGGAGAGAAAGAGGUCUUUGGCUUUUCUCCUCCAACCUUAUCAUGGGCUUAAGCAAGGGCGGGGGAGACUUCUCUUGGCCCCUAGAUUGUAGCAUCCGGGUCCCAAUCCAAAACAGCUAGGAAAUGGUGCCCAUGCAUUUUGAAAUGUUUUAAAAUGACCCUGUGUUAUAGUCUGACUUGGUGUUAAACAAGACCUCCUUCCCCCAAAAGAAUCACUCAGAUUUUAAAACAUGAACCAUUCAGCCCCUGAGGUCCAGCGCAGGUGACAGGAACAAGCCCAGCAGGUGACAAAGCCUAAUCUGCUUUCAUCUUUCCCAAGCUUUUUCAGAGACUCUGGAGUGAACCCAGCCCUCUGGGGAAAGACGGAAGUUGGAGACCUCCAUCCUAGUCUCUCUCACUCCCAUGGUGCUGUCCAAUACGGUAGCACUAGCUAGCUGUGGCUACUUCAAUUUCAAUUCAGUUUUCACUUUAAUUAAAAAUUCAGCUCUUCAGUUGCCCAGGCCGCAUUUCAAAGGCUUAAUAGCCUCAUGUGGCUAGUGACUGCUGUACUGGACGGCACAGAUAUGGAACAUUUUCACCAUAGUAGAAAGUCUGAUUGGACAACGCUUCUAUAAAAAGUUUGAGAGCAGGAAUUCUCUUUUCCAUUCCUCUGUAACCUCUAUCCCCAAAGGCAAAGAAACUGAAAGAGAAAUGACUCAUUGAGGACUGGCCUCUCUCCUCUCCCUAAGACAAACCUAAGUGAAAGUCUGAGCUUUGAGACCUACGCUCAGUGCACAGGAAUGAGAUGUUAACAAUUAAAAUUAAGUUGAUAGCCUGUCUUUAGGGAGUUUCCCUGAACUAAUGAAAGAGAUGCAGCUCCUUUUACAUUAUUUCACAGAUUUAACCAGCAUAGUAUAGUUUUUUCUCUAAGUCCCUCUUUCCUAUGUAGUGACAGGUAGAACUGAGGGUUGAAGAACCGCAGUGCCCCAUCCUGAUGACCUUGGAGACUCAGAGACAGUGGAGAGGGGAGCUUAAAAUCUGGGCUUUAAGACUCCCAUUAGCUCCCUGUGCUUUGGCAUGUUAAUAUGCCUCAGUUUCCUCAUCUGUAUAAUGGGAAUAUAUGAAAGGCACCACUCCCAAGAUGAAGAUUAAGAUGAUCUAAUAACAGACUUAGGACAAUUUCCAGCACAUAGUUAAAUACCCAGGAAAUACUAGUACUGUUAUGUGUGGGUGAGAUUUUUUUUCCUCUCUUCGUUCUUACCCCUGCGCCAGUUUUAUCUUGUGAUGCCAUUAGCACAUCUCUCCCUUUCUGACCUGGCUCCUGCCCAUUUGUGCCCCGGAAAUCAUGAAAAUAGUUAGCCCCCCCUCUCCCCAGCCCGUUGCCUUCCCAUGUAGUUAUUCACAGUAGUUGAGAAGUUGAAGAGCUUUUGCCUAUUGAAGGUGCACUGAUAAUAAACUCUUUCCUGCCACCAGAAUUGCAUUGGCUCACGGGGUGCGCUCAUUCCCAUGCAGUUCAUAGCCACAGAAAUGUCACGUUAAGCAAAGCAACCAGGGUCUCAUCAUGUUGAGACUUGAGUCUCUUAGACCUUGGAUUCAUUCCCUAGUGUCUUUGAGCCUCGGUUUCCUCAUCAGUAAGAGAGAAGUGAAGCACUCUCACAGGUCAUUACAGAGAUCACAUGAAAUAACGUAGGCCAGGAGGGCGUGGCACAUAAAAGUCACAGACGGGGCGCCCUUGGGCCAUCCAGCCCAGUGUUUUCUGUAGCCCCCAUGAUGUUCGUUUUUUGUUAUAUUCCAUUAGGGGCCAAUAUUUA
This is a messenger RNA of Saimiri boliviensis boliviensis (Bolivian squirrel monkey), 3382 nucleotides long. RefSeq names its product FTO alpha-ketoglutarate dependent dioxygenase (gene FTO). Lineage: Eukaryota; Metazoa; Chordata; Mammalia; Primates; Cebidae. Gene Ontology annotation, molecular function: mRNA N6-methyladenosine dioxygenase activity; broad specificity oxidative DNA demethylase activity; ferrous iron binding. Gene Ontology annotation, biological process: DNA alkylation repair; RNA repair; regulation of multicellular organism growth. The record is from RefSeq and is a predicted model, not a curated record.